Molecule: messenger RNA, 1439 nt
Organism: Syngnathus acus (greater pipefish)
Lineage: Eukaryota; Metazoa; Chordata; Actinopteri; Syngnathiformes; Syngnathidae
Exons: 3
Coding region: 135-959 (274 amino acids)
Source: RefSeq, a predicted model, not a curated record
CGCCCACUGUAAUUGCCUCCGACAACCGUGCGAACGUGUCGGGGCUGUACGCAUGGCACUGUGGUGUCACUCACAGCUUGUUCCUCGAGUCUGGUUUGACCAGUCGCCGUCCACACUACGCAGGCAAGGCAGCCAUGUCGGAGGAGAGCGAGUUUGAGAAGACGCUCGCUUCAAUUGGAGGUAAAGAGAGGAUCUAUUUGGUGAGCGAUGCAGCAGAAAGGAAUGAUGAGGGAGGGAGCGAUGCCGACGUCCUGCAGGAGUUCAUCGGCGAUUUGUUAGGCGACCAAAGGCCCCUUCCAACCCUCUGUGCGGGCGAGCUCGGCCACGUCUGUCAAAAGGGCCACGGGGACAAGCCUCCCCAGGGGACUACCGACGAUAUAAACUCGGGAGCCUGCCCGCAUGGCACUCAGAGGACAAUUAUCAAACAGACAAGAACCAUCGAUUGUCCCGCUAUAGUGUUCAUCUUCAGACAGAAUUUCAUCAGCGACGUGAGCUUAAAGGAGGUCCUUAAAGACGUCCGGGCGCGCACCAAAGGAGCCAGCAUCGCUGUGCCGGCCUUGAUUGGAUUAGUGCGCCUCAAAUCGGGGGAGAGCGACGAGAGCCGCCGGUGCGUCCUUCAACUGGAGACGCUCAUCCGCAAGGUGUUCCGGCAGCAUCCGUCGGACGCGGUCUGGGUGGGCUCGUUCAUCCCCGGUACUCCGGACAACGUACUCGACAUCAAGAAGAACGUCUGUCGAGUCAUAGCCUAUUCUCAAACCGCAGAUAUUACCCAGGAUCACAGGAACCCGCUUUUGUGGCCUUUCCAGUGUUUGCUCAGGUCUAAUAGAGGAGGGGCAGCCAACAGUCCCCCAACCAACAAGCAAAGAGGUGACUCUGGAAGUGUAGAUGAGAGCAUCCCCUUGAAAAGUAAUUACAAGUCUGCUGGACCUAAUGAAGAAUCACUCACAACAGACGCUUGACCAAGAGCCCGAUACUGUGAACAAUAAUGUUGGAACAAGAUGCUGUCAAGAGACAUCGGUUUGUCUGGUGCUCAAGUUUCUCAGUCCUGAGCCAAACGGCUACAAUGUAAUACUGACAUGCCUUAUCAUGACAUUUAAAUGCCACCUUGCAUAUGUGCACACUUUCAAGAAAGUACAAUCAGUUAUCAUGCACAAUUUUAUUACUAGUUGAACAAAACUGCUGUUAUGGAAUUUGUGUUAAAGUUAUUUGAGCUACUGAUAGUCUCCAAAAUUCAUUAUCAACAGUUAUAUUUUUGUUAAAAAGCCUCUCAGAAUUGAAUGAUUGUCUUUUGUUUCACAGAAUUCUUUUUUUUUUUUUAAACAUACUGUGCCUUAGAUUUGUGCUUUUGACAACUGUAGAAGUUAACAAAUUUGUUAUAACUAUUUAUUAGACUUAUGGAUUCUGCGUUACUAUUUGAAUAAAAAAUGUCCACCAUUUUG